CCCUCCCAUCUUCCUCCCCAAUCCUCUCCUCUCCUCUCCUCUCUGGUCACCGGCUCCGUCAGCCCGCUCGGCGCUCGGGGAUGAGAAGCAGCCGCGCGAAGGAGAAACUCCCACCCGGUGUCCCUUGACGCAAUCGCCCGGUGCCCACCGGCGCCGCGUGCCUCCCGCCGCGCGGAAGGCGCAGGCCAGGAGGAGGUACCCGCACGGCGGGACAGGGCCGGCCGAGGUGGCACCACGGCAGAUGCAGUGUGAGGAGCAGCGUCUCGAGCCCCGGCCGGCCGGACGUCGGCGUCCCCAAGCCCAUGGGCCACAUCCUCGGCAUGUUCCCCUACCCCAGCGGUGGCUACGUGAUACUGUAAUUUGCGAUUGUCCUUGUUGCUGUUAGGAUGCUGGGAGAUGGUGCACACAAUUCGUUGGCAGCGUUAUGGAUUUGAGAUGAAGAAGAAGGGGGAGAGGUGAUGAUGGCAAUGCCUGCCUUCAGUAAACUACUGUGUACCUAACACCUAGUACAAUUCAAUCAGGUAUCAUCAUGUGGAGAGGAAUGUUUGGAACAUUUCAUUUUGGCAGCCAUCUCUUUUGAAUCCAUCAGGUAGUUCGUGUGGAGCAAGUUCGAUGAUGUGGAUAGCUGGAUCCUGACUGCAAAAUGUUGUGGACCAAUAAUUGAUUUUCCUGCGGCGCGACAAAGAUGGACGGAGAAGUCUCUGGCUUGCCCCGUUUCUUCUCCUUGAUGACUGAAUUGUCACUUUGCAGAAUCAAGCAAAAACUCUGCUUGGGCUUUACAAUAGGAUACUUCCUGAACCACAGAGCCAACUAUAUGCAAAUAUUUAUUCUGUGUUACUUGAUGGUGGCAAAGAAGUAAUGGUAACUGAUGCUCCCCUUUUCUACUAUUCAUCCCAGUCGAUAUUUCCAUUAUUGUGUGGAUUUUGGGUUGCAGAAGCUGUAGGUUGUAUAUUUCUACUUUGACAGACUGGUUCAAGCACACAUUUUUUUUCAUCCACAUAAACCUCUCACAAGUUCCUUCUGUGCUCAGGCCUUUUUCAGUCAUAAAUAAGUGGCACUGAAGUCAAGAAGAAGUUUCAACUCCCCUAUUCCUCUAAUAGGAUACUUCCUGAACCACAGAGCCAACCGUAGCAAUGUGCCGUAUACAAAUUUUGGUUACUUUUCUACUAUUCAGCUCACCAAAUAUUUCCAUGGAUGGGUGGAUUUGGGAGAAUAAUAUUUGUUCCUUGAUAGGUUUAUGCACACGUUUUCUUUACCCACAUAACCCUCUUGCAAAUUCUUUUUCUGCCCAGGCUAUUUUUCAAUCAUCCGGGCGCUCAAGUCAAAGUAUAGAAAUUUCAACUCCCCUACCCUUCCACAUAUAUCUAAGCACACACACAAACAUAUUUUAAUAAGCACACUCCAUUAGGACAAGAAGAGAGACAUGGCUCCUCAAGUUUUUCGCACCCAACCUCUGAUUCCUCCGUCCUACCAAUCACUCUUCCUUCUUUGCACCAUCCUCAUAUUUCUAUCCUCCAACACAAUAAUAUUCUCAUCAGCGCAGGCUACCAACAAAACAGAAGAUGAUCGGCAAGCCCUUCUCUGCUUCAAAGCUGGCAUCUCCAAGGACCCUGCCGGUGUUCUUGGAUCAUGGAGCAAUGACUCGCUUAACUUCUGCAGCUGGCGAGGGGUCAACUGCAGCACCACCCUCCCGAUCCGUGUCGUGUCCCUCCAAUUCAGGUCUGCGCAGCUCACAGGAACACUAUCCAGUUGCACAGCUGCCCUUACUUCUCUAGUUCAGUUGAACCUUUGGAACAAUAAGUUAUCUGGAAGCGUACCUGAAGAGAUAGGUGAGCUUCGGAGCCUCCAAACCCUGAUGCUUGCUGCCAACAGGCUUUCAGGUAACAUCCCUCUGUCAUUAGGUACAGCUGCAUCUCUUAGAUAUGUCAACCUUGCAAACAAUUCUCUUAGUGGAGCUAUCCCUGAUUCCUUAGCAAAUAGUUCGUCACUCAGUGAGAUAAUCCUCUCACGUAAUAACAUAUCUGGGGUUAUCCCAGCUAAUUUGUUCAACUCAUCCAAACUUGUUGCUGUUGACCUCCGGUCGAAUGCUCUCUCCGGGGCUAUCCCACAUUUCCAAAAGAUGUCAGCUCUGCAGUUUCUCGAUCUUACGGGGAAUUCACUUUCUGGUACCAUACCAGCAUCUUUAGGAAAUGCUUCAUCCUUGCGUUCACUCCUGCUAGCACAAAACAAGUUAGCACGAUCAAUUCCGGAAACUGUCGGUCAAAUUCCAAAUCUAAAAAGGGUAGAUCUAAGUAAUAACAUGUUCUCGGGGUAUGUCCCAGCCACACUGUACAAUGCGUCAUCACUCACAUUCUUUCGCCUAGGCAGCAAUAGAUUUACUGGACAGCUACCUUCUGACAUUGGCCACUCACUUCCAAACCUCGAAACAUUAGCAAUGGGACUCAACGGAUUUCGUGGAUCAGUCCCAGAUUCCCUGACCAACAUGUCAAAGCUCCGAGUGCUUGAUCUUUCAAGCAACUCGCUGACUGGCGUGGUGCCAUCUCUAGGAUCCUUGGCAAACUUGAGUGUACUGCUUCUAGGAGAUAAUAAACUCGAAGCUGAUGACUGGGCCUUUCUUACCUCUCUGACCAAUUGCACCCAGUUGUUAAUAUUAUCAGCAGAUGGAAAUAUCCUGAAUGGAAGUUUGCCAAAAGCAGUAGGCAAACUUUCAACAAAGCUUCAGCGGUUAAGCUUUGGAAGAAACCAAAUUUCUGGAGACAUACCAGCUGAGACAGGGAAGCUUGUAAGUCUCACUCUGCUUGACAUGGGCCAGAACAUGCUCUCUGGACCAAUUCCCCUGACAGUUUGGAACUUGAGAAACUUGGUUGUCCUAAAACUUUCCAUGAAUAGGUUGUCAGGUCAGAUUCCAUCAACAGUUGGUAACCUUGUUCAACUCAGCCAGCUUCAUCUUGAUGAUAAUGAAUUGUCUGGAAACAUACCAGCAAAUAUAGGACAAUGCAACAGGCUGCUUAUGCUAAACAUGUCAGUUAACCACCUUGAUGGAUCCAUACCAAGAGAACUCUUCAGUAUUUCCUCCCUUUCAUUGGGCUUGGACUUGUCAAACAACAACCUGACUGGGCCAAUACCAUGGGAAGUUAGUAACCUGAUCAAUCUUGGCCUCCUUAAUGUUUCCAACAACAAAUUAUCUGGUAGCCUUCCUUCUGAACUUGGCCUGUGUGUUCAACUGCUAUCCCUUCAGAUCAAAAGCAACAUGCUUAAUGGGAGCAUUCCCGAGUAUUUCAGCAAACUGAAGGUCAUACAGCAGAUAGAUCUGUCCGAGAACAAUUUAACUGGUCAAGUUCCACAGUAUUUUGUGAACUUCAGCAGCUUAAAUUAUAUUAAUAUAUCAUACAACAAAUUUGAAGGGCCAAUCCCGACUGGUGGCAUAUUUCGAAAUUCAGCUGUAGUAUUCCUGCAAGGCAACACAGGCUUAUGUGAAACAGCUGCUGCCAUAUUUGGAUUGCACAUUUGCCCAACCUCCUCAGCAACAAGAAGGAAGAUCAACACACGCCUGCUGCUUAUAGUAGCUCCACCAAUUACUAUUGCCGUGUUCUCAUUAUUAUGUGUUGUUGUCACUAUUAUGAAGGGAACUAAAGCUCAACCAUCUGAAAGCUUCAAGGAGACAAUGAGGAGGGUGUCAUAUGGAGACAUCCUUAAAGCCACCAAUUGGUUCUCUCUGGUCAACCGGAUCAGUUCAAGUCAUACAGCAUCCGUCUACAUUGGCCGGUUUGAGUUCGAGACAGAUCUAGUGGCCAUCAAAGUAUUCCAUCUUAGUGAGCAAGGUUCAAGAAAUAGCUUUUUCACCGAGUGCGAAGUGCUAAAACACACCCGCCACCGCAACCUGGUUCAAGCUAUCACCCUGUGCUCCACUGUAGAUUCCGAGGGUGAAGAAUUCAAGGCCAUAGUAUAUGAGUUCAUGGCAAAUGGUAGCCUGGACAUGUGGAUACACCCAAGGGUCGGCAGCUCAAGGAGGCUGCUGAGCUUGGGCCAGCGGAUACGUAUUGCUGCUGACGUGGCUUCCGCUCUGGACUAUAUGCACAACCAGCUGACACCUCCUUUGAUCCACUGCGAUUUGAAGCCAAGCAAUGUGCUGCUGGACUACGAUAUGACCUCGCGCAUUUGUGACUUCGGGUCUGCCCAGUUCCUCUCUUCAAGUAUUGGCAGACCAGAAGGCUUUAUUGGUGUAGGAGGAACAAUCGGAUAUAUCGCUCCUGAAUAUGGGAUGGGAUGCAAAGUCUCGACAGGCGGCGAUGUUUACGGUUUUGGGGUGCUGCUGCUGGAGAUGCUCACGGCAAGGCGGCCGACGGACGUGCUAUGUGGCAACGCCCUCAGCCUCCACAAGUAUGUCGAUCGAGCCUUCCCUGAGAGGAUCGCUGAGGUUAUAGAUCCCCACAUGCCAUCCGAGGAGGAUGAGGCGGCUGCUUCUGUACGUAUGCAGAACUACAUUAUACCUUUGGUCAGUAUUGGCCUGAUGUGUACCAUGGAAUCGCCGAAAGAUAGACCAGGAAUGCAUGAUGUCUGUGCUAAAAUUGUUGCCAUAAAAGAGGCAUUUGUUGAGACCUUGUGAUCAUGGCAACUAAUGGGUUGGGCAGUAGCUGUUAAAGAUUAUGUAUACAUAAUUACAUAUUCAGAAGUACAGUACAGUGACUACACUACUGUAAUGCUUAUAUACAAAAUUACAGGUAGCUGUACCACUUGUAGAACAAUUCCAACAUUUUUUUGUAUGUAUCUGGUAAAUGUGCACCACUA
Triticum aestivum (bread wheat) is the source of this 4788-nucleotide messenger RNA. Its product is annotated as probable LRR receptor-like serine/threonine-protein kinase At3g47570. The coding region runs from base 1424 to 4606 and encodes 1060 amino acids. The record is from RefSeq and is a predicted model, not a curated record. Gene Ontology annotation, biological process: protein phosphorylation. Gene Ontology annotation, molecular function: ATP binding; receptor serine/threonine kinase binding; protein kinase activity. Lineage: Eukaryota; Viridiplantae; Streptophyta; Magnoliopsida; Poales; Poaceae. The transcript has 3 exons.